Molecule: messenger RNA, 2517 nt
Organism: Acanthocheilonema viteae
Lineage: Eukaryota; Metazoa; Nematoda; Chromadorea; Rhabditida; Onchocercidae
Source: the annotation of a GenBank genome assembly
AUGUCGAAUGGGAUGGAAGAGAAGCAUGAACAUGAAUCGCGGCUGAAAACGGAAGUGGAGGAAAGGUCAAGUGUAUCAUUAGACUCGGUAGAUUGUUUUCAUGGUUUUAUUACGGAAGAAGAAGUGGAAUACCGGUUACGAAAAUGUAAAAUUGAUGGUGCUUUAAUUUUGCAUGCUGAACAAAAUUCUCUCACACCGAAAUUUCGUCUUUCUUGGCUACCGCAAACCAGCAAUUCAGUGAUGCAUUUAUCCAUCGAUCGAGUUUGUGGUGAAUAUUUCCUGUCUGGAAAAUCCUUCACAACGUUGUCUGGUCUCAUUGAAGCAUUUAUAAGUGAAUCGAAAGCAGCAGUGCUACCACUUCAACCACCUUCGCCGGUGAAAUUAGUUAACCGUCAAAGGAUAGCCGUUCUACCGUUUCAUGCAAUGCCUGAUACUGAUGAAAUAAGCUUUUGUGAAGGUGAUUUGUUAACUGAAAUCCAGCGAGUAGAUGAUGAAUGGGCGUGGGCGAGAUUGGAAAAAAAUGGGAAAUCCGGACUUAUCGCUGUGCAACUUACUGUUCCAUUAAAUGACAAGAGUGUGAAACCCGAAGAGUUACCAUAUUUUCAUGAUGAACCAGUAAAUGUGCUUACACAACGGCUAAUACAGCAUGGUGACGGUUGUUAUCUUUUACGCCAUUCAAUUGUGCAGUCCAAUUCAUACACGCUGAUGGUAAAUACCGGUGCACAUAUUGAAAAAUUUCAAAUAAAACGCACGUCGGAUGGUAAUUUUGAAAUUGGUGGGCGAACUUUUCCGACGAUUCCGGAUAUUAUUGAGAGAUAUAGCAAAAAGGAAAUUUGCGAAGGAUUUCAUCUGAUGCGUGCAGUGUUAACAAAGGACUUGUCGGGAAAAAUUGCGGAUAUCCAGAGCCUUACCGCCAAUAGUUUUUGUCCAAAGACCUUUUUAGAAGCAUAUGCUUAUCGAAGAUGUAAAGAAGAUAAAUGGAAGCGUUGCUAUGUGAGACUUAGUGAUUCGAAUGGCUCACAACUGUACGUUUUAGAUCAUGAAAAGAGUACAAAGCCAAAAGUGGUUCUGGAUCUUAAUUUUUGCUUUGUUUAUAAAAUCCCGGAAGGAUCAUUUGAUAGAGCGAAUUGUUUGCUGGUUGCCCUAAAUGGUCUAGAUAUUUAUCCAUCAGUUCAUUUAUCAUUUCAAAACGAAGGUAUUUAUCUAAAUUGGCUCAAUGUGUUACGGCUGCGAUGUUUCGGUUAUCGUCAUUCACCAUCACCAUUUGCUGUAAUCCCUGCUAUGCAGGAUUACUUUAUUCGUUCGACAACUGUCAUUUAUUUAACUUUAACAAGUUUUAGGGGUAAUUAUUUUAAACCAGAUUUCUCAUAUAGUGCGAUAAUGGCGAUAAAUGGGAUUUUUUUGACCAAAACUCAACAAGUGAUGCCUACAAAAAAUACCAUUAUAUUCAACAGGUACAUUCCUCCUGGACCAUGUUCAUUGAAACUUGAACUUUGUUCACAUAACCCUCUAUCAAAGACUAGCAAAGUUGUAUCCAAAGAUUAUUUUCAAAAAGGUUGUAUAAUAAAUGUAUCACCACUCUAUUUACUAGCAGACGAUGGCAAAGAGUUUUGCGUGGAAAAUAAUUUUGAAGGAUUUCUGUUUCGUGCAGUACGUCAUCGUAUCGUUUUACUACCGGAAGAACAGUAUGCAUCGUUUUUUGUGCUGCUCACUACUCGAUCAUUUAUUUUAUCCAUUUGGAUUGGCUCCGUCUUGGAUGUCUUUAAUCGAAAACAUUUUGCUCGUUUAUUACUCUCUGUUUUAUUGCCAAAUUACGACUUACUGAUGUCAUUUGUUGAAAUUAUCAUCAGGGAGCAAAUUAAACAUGAAACUGAGGUAACACUUUUUCGGUGUGAUUCAUUUUGUACUUGCUGUAUUUCAACAGUUCUACGUAUGACUGGUAAAGAUCUGGUUACGGAGGAGCUAGCAUAUUUGCUAACUGCUGAAGGGCCACCGAAGCAGGAAUUGGAAAUCAUGAAUGCCCUGAAGAGCUUAUCUGAUCAUCUACCUCUUCUUUUCCGCGCCAUUCUAUCACAUAUCAUAAAAAUAACAAAAGCGUAUUUCAAUAAUUCUGAACAUAUUGCGCGUCGAGUUGCCAGUGUAUUCUUCAUUCUGCGCUUUAUAAAUCCAAUUUUGGCGCUCAGAAACAAUGGCUGGACCGAACAAUCUCGCCAGUUGCCAAAAACAAUCCAAUCACUAGCUAAUCAGGCUUCUUCACCUGAUUACUGUCCUGAAAAAAGUACUCGUAGUGUUCGCUUGAUGGCCGAUCUGCUUGAUACUGUGGCAUCAUCAUCUUCGAAGGUGGAAUCAUCAGAAAAUCCAUUUUGUGGAUAUAGUAAAGUCGAUCAGUUAGCUCUACUUGCAUUUCAAGUAGAGCAGGUACUGGAACAGCAAGGCUCUGAUAGCUGCCCUUUUCCGGAAGCUUAUACGGUUAUCAGUUUAUUGAAAAAACAUGCUGAGAAAUACCUCUCUUGCUAA